This is a messenger RNA of Trichosurus vulpecula (common brushtail), 2044 nucleotides long. It is a transcript of the gene ECSIT, whose product is annotated as ECSIT signaling integrator. Gene Ontology annotation, cellular component: mitochondrion. NCBI's taxonomy places the organism in Eukaryota, Metazoa, Chordata, Mammalia, Diprotodontia, Phalangeridae. The coding region runs from base 216 to 1550 and encodes 444 amino acids. The transcript is spliced from 8 exons. The record is from RefSeq and is a predicted model, not a curated record.
GACCCGGAAGCUCUAAUGGCCAACAUGGCUGCGCCCAGCACCGCCGACUAGUCGAGCCGGAGUCAGCUGAGAAUCGCGGUGGCGGGGAAUCGCCGUCGCGCGGCUCGAGAACCAGCCCGGACUCCGGCCUCUGGGUCCCUGCCCAGCCUCCGAGCGUGCUCUGCCGCAGGUAGGCAUCUGGUUGCCAUUAGUUCCUGACCAGGGUCAACAACAGGAUGAACUGCAUACGGAGGACUAUCCUAGCCUGGGAUCAUUCUGUGGGUCGACACUUCCUUUCCAGAGCUGCUCCAGGGCACAGUCCUUGGCAGCCUGAAGGAAGCUGCCUUUUACAGGGCCUCUCUCAGUUCCCAAGGGGCUUCCACAGCAGUGCAGCAAGACUAACCUCAGAUUCUGAGCAAGUCCCUAUGGUGAGGCCCCCUGCAGUGUCCACGAAGGCUUUGGAGCCAUAUGAGGACUUCUUUGAGCAAGCGUCUGGUGGACAGCGAAAUAAGACAGGAUUCUCAAAGGCAGUCAAGGCCUUUGCUCAGCGGGACACAAGAAAGCGGGGCCAUGUUGAUUUCAUCUACUUGGCUCUUCGAAAGAUGCCAGAGUACGGGGUGCAGCAUGACCUGGCUGUCUAUAACCUCCUGUUAGACAUCUUCCCCAAGGAGGUCUUUGUGCCUCGAAACAUGCUGCAGCAAAUCUUCAACCAUUACCCCCGUCAGCAGGAGUGUGGCGUGAAGGUGUUAGAUCAGAUGGAGAACUACGGGGUCAUACCAAACAAGGAAACUGAGUUUCUGCUGCUACAAAUUUUUGGGCGCAAGAGUCACCCCAUGCUCAAAUAUCUGCGCCUGAUGUACUGGCUCCCCCGCUUCAAGAACAUCAACCCAUUCCCAGUGCCGAGACUGCUUCCCAAGAACCCUAUUGACCUGGCCCGGCAUGGUCUGGAGCGUAUUGCAGCUGACUUGAGUGCCAGAGUCACUGUCUACCAGAUGCCUGGGCCAGAAGAUCUCGGAGCUGACCCAUCACAGCCUCAUAUUGUGGGGAUCCAGAGCCCUGAUCAGCAGGCUGCCUUGGCUCAGCACAACCCUGCCAGGCCUGUUUUUGUGGAAGGCCCCUUCCCACUGUGGCUUCGAGAUCAGUGUCUCUACUACCAUGUGCUUCGGGCUGACCUGCUGCCUCCUGAGGACAGACAGGAAGACAAGGAGAUGGAGUCAGAGAGGAACUUCUAUUGCCCCAUGCAGCUGGACUUGGAUUUGGAUCGAGGACCCUGGGAUGACUAUGAGUUUGAUGUGGAUGAAGUGGAGGAAGGCCCUGUGUUCGCCAUGUGUAUGGCCGGAGCCCACGAUCAGGCCACACUUGCCAAGUGGAUCCAGGGCUUGCAGAUCACCAACCCAGCACUGGCACAUAUCCCAGUGGUCUUCCGUCUGGGAGCAGUAGGGGGAGAACUCCAACUCGCUGGGCAUCAGGAAAUCCAAGGCCAGAACGAGGAGCAAGAGGAGCAGGUGUCUCCAAGGAAAGAAGAGGAAGAGCCAUCCCAAACCCAGAUGCGACAGCAGGGUCAGAGCUGAGCCUUUGCCUGAAAGUGUUCUGAGACUGAGUGUUCUUUGCUCUCUGUCAGGUGUGGCUUUGGCUUAUUGUAAAAGCAGAGGCUGAACUUAAAGUCCAAAACCUUGACUGGGAAUGGGUUUUGAUGCAGCUGCUUCCAUCUCCUCCCCAGGGGACAAGUGUGUUGAAGUUAACCCGGCUCGGCUACUUGCCUUUCUUGAGAAGGUAGCAAAUAAAGUAUCGUCCUUGGGGAUUCUGCCUGCCCUCAUUUCUGUGGUUGCCCCAAGUCCUGCUGCAGACUACCGGUGGAGGUGAGGCAUGGCAUACCGUUAGGGGUGGUCUGACCAAAGCCAGGCACUAUGCUUCAAGCAGUUUGCUCAGCUUUUCAUCCUGAAAGGGUGAGAGAAAUAUCCUUUCCAUGUGAUAUAUGGCACCGAUAGUUACUCAAGACUGUGGCCACUUCCACCCCCCAUCCCUCACCCCCAAAAAGAUUAAAUACAAACAAGUUACUAUUUCA